UACAGGGAUGACCAGAGACUGCGGACACAGUACAGGGAUGACCAGAGACUGCGGACACAGUACAGGGAUGACCAGAGACUGCGGACACAGUACAGGGAUGACCAGAGACUGCGGACACAGUACAGGGAUGACCAGAGACUGCGGACACAGUACAGGGAUGACCAGAGACUGCGGACACAGUACAGGGAUGACCAGAGACUGCGGACACGGUACAGGGAUGACCAGAGACUGCGGACACGGUACAGGGAUGACCAGAGACUGCGGACACGGGAUGACCAGAGACUGCGGACACAGUACA
This is a messenger RNA of Staurois parvus, 298 nucleotides long. The record is from the annotation of a GenBank genome assembly. Lineage: Eukaryota; Metazoa; Chordata; Amphibia; Anura; Ranidae.